UUAAGAACUUUCAGCCUUUAGCACGCUCGUUCUUUUUCUUGGUCUCGUGUGUCCCGUUUCAUUAAUGCAUCUACGUUGCACGCGCCAUCGAUAUCAAUAUAUUUUGCUUGUGUGUUCACCGUUUCUGCAGCCCAACGCUACGCUAUGACUUGUCCCAAAUCCAUGCUUUCCUAACAGUCACUCUCUCAGUCUUCUCUGAAACACCACACAAAUCUUUUAUCCAGUAAUUCGUAAGAUCCUCGAAUUACAAUGUCUUACUAUACUUCCAUCGCGCAACUCGGAAUAUGCCAUAUUGAUCAAUUGUUUCACCACUAUUAAAACAGGUUUUUAAAAAGUGUCUUUUACAAAUAACAUUACGUUUUGCAUUACAGUAUUUUUGUAGACUUUUCCUUUAUUUCGUUCAAUUAAAUAUUGUCUCCCACAUCGGAAACCUUUAAUUGUUAUAGAUGUCCAGCGAUUAUUCGCCUACAACGUGCAAAACACGGAUGCUUCCAUUUUAUCGCUUUUCAGUCUGCUUCAAUUGCCGCCCAGAUAUAAUUAAACCUUUUAUCAUACAUUUCUAUAGUUUUCUUCUAUGCUCCCGGUCAGUUUGGCGUUAGUGGUUGGAUUACUUCCAUUUGUAAGUCAGACCAGCCACGUGAUAUUGUUGUUUUCUUCUUAAAAUAAUUGAUAUAACUAAUUAUAUUUAAAUUAUAUGUUAUUAGUGCAUUAUUACCCACAGCAGAAAAGACAACUUUAACAUAACAAAUUAUAACACAUGUAGCGAGCCACCGUGAACCAUCUCGUCUCUCCCCGUCGCUAUCUAACUACGUCACUUAAACACACAGUACUAAUUGAACAUGUCAGCUUGAUGUUCACUCAUUACAUCGUACAUUACCUGAAAAUAUCAAUAAAAAAGUAUUUAACGUCAAUAUUCAUAAGCAAUAUUACAAAGCAUAAUUACAUUUUAAAACAUUUUGGUUGCUCUUGCUUUCAGAAUGCACAACGUAACAUGUAGCAUCUCCUACUACUCAGCUAUUAAAUGGAGGUUAUUGUAUGUGUUUUUUUUUUUUUUUAAUUAGCACCCAUCAAGACUUGACACAUUACAUACGUAUGGGAAUGCAUCAUUGCAUCUUUAAUUAACUUAAGAAUUUUCACUAUGUCCUUCCAUUGAAGUGAUGAACAAAUUUCACGUAUUAUGUAUAAAGACAAUAAAAAGUCAAUUUGAUAUAUUUGCUACAGUAAUUUUACAAUCUUAAUCAACAUCGAUGCGCUUGUACAACGUGAAUGGAAAGCGGAACUAUUGUUCUCAGUACAAUGUACACGGUGGGGGCUCUCUUUACUGUGACACCAACCUUUCACCCCUCAGUCUUUCCCCUUUGUGUUUUGAGGUAGCUAGUUAGUUUUUUAGCAGUCAAUUUAUCUAGUCAGUUUAAAAACACUUUUAAAUCGAAAGUAUACUUUAGAGUCGGCUAAAUGCAGCGUAUGUUUUAUAAUAUUGACAUAGUGUUUUAGAGUUUUCUCGUUGACUGGACUACAUGGAAAAAUAUUGGAUGUCAGCGGAUCAUUCCGACUGUGUUUCUACUACUGAUGCUCCGAGCUACCAAGGAGCGUAAACACUGAACUGCCACAAGGCGUCCGCAGCGGAAUAUACCACCGCCACAGAAUGGGAGAGAAGAAGCCCGAACCACUGGACUUUGUGAAAGACUUUCAGGAGUACCUCACGCAGCAAACCCAGCAUGUCAACAUGAUCUCGGGCUCCGUCAGCGGCGACAAGGAACCCGAGCCUCUCCAAGGAGGUCUGCACACAAACCCAGUUGGGAUGCAGUCAGAGGAUGGAGAUGGCGGUGAUAGUGCCAGUGUAGAGUACAGACCUAUGUUCUGUUUACCGGCAGCCGGUACAGAGAAUGACCAGAACGGGCUGGACCACCCGUCAGUGGAGGUGUCCCUGGAGGACAGCUCGGGCAUGCUGGUGGACGGCUUUGAGAGGACCUACGACGGCAAGCUAAAGUGCCGGUAUUGCAACUACGCCAGCAAAGGCACGGCACGCCUCAUCGAGCACAUCCGGAUACACACAGGUGAGAAGCCUCACCGUUGUCACCUGUGCCCCUUCGCUUCGGCCUAUGAGCGCCACCUGGAGGCUCACAUGCGCUCGCACACGGGAGAGAAGCCCUACAAGUGCGAGCUGUGCUCCUUCCGCUGCAGCGACCGCAGCAACCUGUCCCACCACCGGCGGCGGCGGCACAAGCUGCUGCCCAUGAAGGGGGCGCGCUCCGGCCUGUCCAACAAGAAGAUGCUCAGCGUCCUUCAGAAGAAGGCGAGCGGCCUGAGCUACAGCCGCCGCCUCCUCAUCAACUUCAGCCCGCCGUCCAUGGUGGUGCAGAAGCCGGACUACCUGAACGACUUCUCCCACGAGCUGCCGCACUUGCACCCCGAGGCCUACGAGGGCGUGGCCAAGGCGCACAUAGGAGGCGGGGCCGGCUCUCGAGACGCCCAUGACAUGAUGGCGGACAACCCACUGAAUCAGCUGUCCACUCUAGCAGGCCAGCUGGCCAGCCUUCCCCCAGAAGCCCAGGCCCCCGUGUCGCCCGACGGCCUGUCCUGCCGGGAUGAGAAGCCCUUCCUCAUUCAGCAGCCCAGCGCCGGCGCCGCCCCGGUGGCCAUACCCGCCAGUGUGGCCGCUGCCCAGGCCUCGUCCCCCACCACUCCGGAGCCGCGGCCGCCCGCACACCGCAAUUAUAGCCCUGUGGCGGGUCCCAGCAGCGAGCACAGUGCUCGCACCAGCACGCCCAGUGUCAGCAACAGCCAGCCCAGCACGCCGGCGCCCAACCUGCCCACGCAGGAUCCCCAGCUGCUGCACAGCUGCCAGCAUUGCGACACCUACUUUGCAGACAACAUCCUCUACACCAUCCACAUGGGCUGCCAUGGCUACGAGAACCCGUUCCAGUGCAAUAUCUGCGGCUGCAAGUGCAAAAACAAGUAUGACUUCGCGUGCCACUUUGCCAGAGGGCAGCACAAGCAGUGACUUUGGGGAGGGGGGGGGGGGGGGAGGCCAACUCAGACCAUCUUAAAUUAUUAUUUUUGUAAAUUUGCGAAUUCCGCUUUUAUUUAGGAGUCUACCCAGGCAAUUAAAUAUUUUCUCUUUCUAUUUUAAGAAGAUAUUUUACUAGGUGGUGUUUAUUAUUUUAUUAUUAUUAUUAUAAUUAUUAUCAUUAGACAAGCUAUUGUUUAAGGGGACAGUAAUCACGAAACAUACGUAAAGCGCUGCAUGUCUGAAGUCCCACCCCUUAUGAGGUCAUAGAGGGACGGCUGUAUUUUUUUUAUAUUAUUAAAAAAAAAAUGGCUUCUCUUAAAGGGGACACAGUGCAGCCUUAGCGCGCGAACAAUCCUCGCACGCGCAUGUGUCGGUCCUUCCCGCCGUUGAGUAGGGAAGGCUCCGGCAGAGCACACGACUGUUACUACGGCUCCUGACACCUCGGGUGGUCUGCGAGGAAGGGCCGGUGGAGCACGUUUGGCCGAGAAGGCGCGAAGCGUUCUGGAUCGUCCUCCUUCCUCCCGCAGAAGUCGAAGCUCCAGGUUAUGGUGAUCCCAUUGGAUCCUGUGAAAUAGCCUUUCGGUGUAGCGCACAUCACAUACACCUUUAGUCUCGGACAGCGUGAAGGUUUACAGAUGACAUUGACUGUCUCUGGGUGGAAAAUGGGGCAGGGCGAGUGCGUGCAUCACCACGCCAGACAAACUGGCUCGGAUUCAGGGGUCGUCCCUCAUAUCAGCACACUCCCGUUCCUCAAUGAGAUAAUCGCCUCCGGUAACACUCACUCACCUAAUCAGUAACCAGUAGCAUAGUGACGUUUACCCCCAUCUGCACCUAAUGUAAGAACUUGGUGGCCGCCGACACACCCAAAGCUGAAAAGCAUCACGCAAGUUGUGAUGACUUCCCGCUAACCUCCUGCAUUAAGUGCUGUAUUCAUGGGCUACGCCGAUGAAUCGUCAUCGAACGAGCCAGCGUUUAGCUACAGAAGCGCUAUAGAUAGUGGGAGGAGCUUCAGGAGGCGUGUAGGAGUCUCUGGGGUCACAUGGUCACGGCCUUGCUUUGGAGACGGAGGUUUUCUGGUGUCGGUCUCAAUCUGCGAUACCUCAGAGAGCACUAAAGGUGAUUGUUUAAGAUGUCUUGAGAACUAGAUCAGACUUAAUAAUUUCUGUUAACUUGUCAUAUGAUAGCUACCCAGGGGGUGUAAGUAAUGGAAAAUUAGCCUAAACAGAAAGAGAGAGUACAUGUUUGGAUAUAUGCUGUAGGUGCCGUCUAGAAUACCUGAUGAUUUUUGCAUCCACUGGUGCCAUUGUCAGACUCCAAGUCCCUCUGACAUCACUAAAUGGAGACAGUUCCUUUACUGUGGACUGGCCUCAAAUUAUGACAUCACCGCGUCUCCCGUGCUGGCAGUGAUCAGCGCACAUAUCACCUUGUGUCUGAAGUAACCCGCCAUCUUAAAACUAGCCUCGCUACAUAAAACAAACCAAGCCUUUUAAGAACUUGAAUUUUAACCGUUCUGUCACGUCAAGGCCAAAGUGUUCUAAUUAACCUUUUCAAAGUAUUUUUUUAGAUAGCAUAUUUUAAUAGCACUGUAGCAGUUUGAUGGACUCACCCCGUGUUCUUACAAAAAUCUGUGAUUUUUAACUAUCUGUGCGCCUCUUUUAAGUAUUGAGAUGAUUUGCACAUUUUCGGUGUGGCUGUCGUGAGUCCCUGUUCUGUACUUGGUCAUUUUUUGUUAGACGAUACGGGUGUGUGGAGUAAAUCUGUCCAUAGUGAUGUCAGUCGGUAGGUACAUGUGUGAUGGAGUUUAUUAUUAUUGUUUAGUUUAAUGCCGCUUUUCCAAAAGGCCUUUUUUCCAUACAGAUCUACGAAUCCCCCACCACGUGAGUUUUGGUGGUCAAAUAGAAUCAUCCAGUUCAGCAUUCACAAUGUAGCAGGGAACUGAAAAUGCUUGAUUUGCAAUGGAGAUCUGACCGAGACGUCACUGUCAAUGUAGAUCUGACCGAGACGUCACUGUCAAUGGAGAUCUGACCGAGACGUCACUGUCAAUGGAGAAGCACAAAGCCUUCAGCAGCAGUGGGAGGGUUGGGGGAGGGGGUACAAACAGUGUGGAGUAAAGCAAAUUACAAGUUUGACUAAUUUAUAGAAACUAUGAACACAUGAGGGAUGUGUGUGUGGUUUUUUUUUUCUUUGUACUUCUCACUACAUUUAGAUACUUGAUUCAAGAUGUUUGAGAGGCCCAGCCCUGCGGUCAAAUGGGGUUAGGGGCAGGUACACGGAAUCGGAAUCGUUCUUCAGUGUUACGGCAGGACGGGAGACCAUUUUUAAGACUUCCACAUUUUCGGAGCUCUUAAAGCAGUUAUUAAAAGUUGCUUGAGAUGAUUGUCUCCUUAGAAGUGAACCAAGUUCUUCACCUGCACGGAAUGCAGCGCAGAAGCCAUUUUGAACGAGGGGGGGGUCUUUAAGUCUAUGGGUUAAUCGGUCGGUCAGUCAUCUGAAAACAUCCACAAAAGAAGGCCUUUAUUUAAUUAUGAACUUAUAGUAACUUUCAUGCUUUAAUUUAUUACCCUUUACUAAAAUGUGUAUGUUUUUUGCCUUGAGUUAGAAUAUGGUGUAAAUAUGACUUUUUGUCAUUCGGUCUUAUAACUACACGUAAUGGGAAGGUUGUCGUGGUGACAAUCUUCCCGGCGUCUCCAUUUCUUCUGAUUUCAGAAUGUUGUCUAACCAGCUGAUGCUGAUUUAAUUUUGGUAGGGAAAAAAAAUAAUAGUGGCUGUUAACUAGAUAAUAUAACAAUCUCUUACCAUGUGGUUGGUACAUAAAAAUGUACAUUAUAUUCAAGAAGGCUUAUAUAGAAACCUUUAUUUGUAAUGUGGAAAAGUGUAUUUCCAUCAAAAGCCUUUUAUUUUUUUUGUGCCUGGAAGUAAAUAUCACUUUUGUGACUGUAAUCUCACAAGAAACCAGUCGGUAGUGUUUUAUUAUAGAAACUAUUGUGUGUGUGUGCGUGUGCAUAACAUCAUUCUGGGAUGCAGUUGCUGUUCCUAGAGGAAGAUUUGGGGUGAUGAGUUUGUGUCAGGGGAUAAACCUGCUGCAAAAUCGUGUUGUGCUUGUUGUAACGUACACGUGGAAAGACGGUUUGUGUAGAAAUAAUGUUAACAGAUGUCAUUUACAAUUUAAAUGCCCUGCUUUUUGUACAUUCUAAGUAAACAACUUUCUAACGGCG
This is a messenger RNA of Brienomyrus brachyistius, 6228 nucleotides long. RefSeq names its product IKAROS family zinc finger 5 (gene ikzf5). Gene Ontology annotation, biological process: regulation of transcription by RNA polymerase II. NCBI's taxonomy places the organism in Eukaryota, Metazoa, Chordata, Actinopteri, Osteoglossiformes, Mormyridae. Gene Ontology annotation, molecular function: DNA-binding transcription factor activity, RNA polymerase II-specific; RNA polymerase II cis-regulatory region sequence-specific DNA binding. Bases 1646 to 3004 code for a protein of 452 amino acids. The transcript has 4 exons. The record is from RefSeq and is a predicted model, not a curated record. Gene Ontology annotation, cellular component: nucleus.